Messenger RNA from Amoebophrya sp. A120, 1316 nucleotides. The record is from the annotation of a GenBank genome assembly. NCBI's taxonomy places the organism in Eukaryota, Dinophyceae, Syndiniales, Amoebophryaceae.
AUGUCUCUUCGAUGCGCAUUGUCGAUGAAACAUGACCUGAAAUUGAACAGAGCUGUUGCAGCUGUUUUUAAUUUCGACUUGUUCUAUUCGGAGGAAUGCAUAGUAAAGGUUGGAAGCGGAAUCACGUUUUCAAGUUGGAAUCACGUUUGUGGAAUCACGUUUAGAGCGGAAUCACGUUUAGGGUUUGGGUCUAGGGUCUAGGGUUUGGGGUUUCUGGUCGUCGGCCAGGGCAGCCGCCGCCGGCCGGCCGGCCGGCGGCGGCUGCCCUGGCCGACGACUCUCUCUUCUCGUUCGUGGAAGGUGGCGGCCACGCACCCUGCCCGCCUUCGUGGUUGUUCUGUCGCUUCCCUGGGGUUCUCCUGGCUCCCGCUGGCCAGCCCCUUGGCCGGCGGGGUGCGUCAUUGAUCCCGGCGGACCGCUGGGCCCGCCCGGCGUUCGUUUAAGUACGUUGUGGGCAUUUCGGUGUCUAAGUUGUUUCACUCAAUUCGAUUCGACAAACGCGAUUCCGCCGCAAACGUGAUUCCGUUAACGUGAUUCCAUGAGUAAACGUGAUUCCAAAAAUGUCAAAACGUGAUACCGCCACCUUCCGUAAAUCGCUGGUGGGGGCUUUUGUGCCACACAAAGACCACAAGAUGAAGACCUCACUCUAGUACAUCACUCUCAUUGAAGAUUUUUUGAACAAUAAUGCAGAGGAUUAUGUACUGAUAUCCUGAGGAGCGAGGAGUUAUACUCUUACUCUCCUUCGCGAUGUAGUAGUUCCUAAUCCUAUGCAUUAUAUGAGAAUUUUUUUUGCAGCAUUGAUGUGGGAGUAGGAGCUCUAGGAGCAAUAUUGCGCGGAUGUAUUGCAACGAACAGUACUAGAGCUUGAUUGAUGUUGGUACCAGCACGCUGGAACUUUUCUGGACCCCCCUAUUGACAAACCGGCACUCGAGAUGAUUAAUUCGCGACCAUUGCUAUCAUGACUCUGCGAAGAUUGCGGGUAUAAAUUAGGCGCAUUUAGAAGUUAUUUACUUUUGCUUGUAAAAUUCCACUUGCAUGAUUUUGUGCCAUAGUAUGGUUGAAUCAUUGUGUUAAGUGCGACGGCGCACCGCUAUAAACGACGAUUUGCAACACAACAGAGUUCAAGUUCUACAUCUGCGUCUACUGCAGCACACCAAUUUGUCGAAACAACACCUGUAUGAUGAUUUGUAGAAGAAUGCAAGCAGUUUUGCGAAUUACAACACCCGCUUAGUUGUGAAUCAAUGAAAGCACUACAUUUAUUUUCUCGUUUUGGUUUAUUUAAAAAAAGAGGCAUGAGAAGUCGACGGAGCUACGAG